Molecule: messenger RNA, 1197 nt
Organism: Seminavis robusta
Lineage: Eukaryota; Bacillariophyta; Bacillariophyceae; Naviculales; Naviculaceae
Source: the annotation of a GenBank genome assembly
GGCAAGAUACGAACGAAAACCAAAAUAUUAUUAUUAUUAACAAUCACAUCCAAAGAUCCAAUAGCCAGAUCCAGCCACCAGCCACCUGUUGUUUGAAGUCCAGCCGCCUGUUGCCGACGGUGCAGAAGAUUCGAUUCAGCACCAUCAUACUCGGAGCAAGGACUCUGUCCACCGAUACCAAACCGCGUUGGAAGACCAGAAACAGUCUAAAAAGCGUUACUCCUUGGAAGUAACUAAGUGUUCUGCCGCCUUUUUUCUAACAGUGCCAGACAUCAGACAUCAGCCAUGAGAUUCCCAACUAGUACAAUUGCUCGAAAUCCUCGUCGUUGGAUUCCUUCCACGGGGGUGAUAGCUCCUGCUCGCCGCCAGAUGCCUCAAACAGCUGCAAUCGGGGCCAAGGCCACAUUUACUUCCACUGUUGCCAAAUCAGAGCAAGAUACCCCCUUUUUGGCUCGCUGGAAGGAAGACACCGUGUUUGCUUCCCAAAAAGAGCCUCGUCCCAAGGUUUUUAUCGAGCACCCCGGUCCUCGCAGCUUGCAGCUCCUGGUAGAGCCCAGCGACACGGCGGAACGCAUGUGUUUGUAUGAAGAGCGAGUGCCCCCUGGAGCAGGCACACCUGUUCACGUUCAUUUCACAGAAGAUGAGUACUUCACGUUUUUGGAAGGCCAAUUCAAGGUGAUUGCGGGCCCAUCUGUCCUUGACGUGAAGGCCGGCGAAACUAUCUUUGUGCCCCGCGGAACACCUCACGCUUGGUGCAAUGUCUCGGAUGGACCCGGGCGAUUGUUGUUUGGUUUCACUCCUUGCCACAAGGGACACAAAUUGAUGGAGGAUGUCCUGAAUCCUGACUUUAGAGAAACGAACACUCCAGAGACGAUGAAGGAUGUUUAUGAUAUUGCCAUUCUGACUGAGCACUUUAUCUCGCCGGAUUCCGAAGAACUUAAGACAGGUUGGACCAAAGGUUUUCCUUGAACUGGACCAGUGAGUAAUCACCAGUUGUUCAUGAUUCAGGUUCAGCAUGGUGGAGUAAAGGAAAGCAAAUCAAACCAAAGAAUUCGAAAAGAGAGCUAGCAAAUCAUCUCCAUGUGCCUACAUCAUUCGGGUACCACUUGACUACUACUAGUAGUCAUAAUUCUCAACUAACUAAAGGACACCUGCGUCGAAUAGUAGGCUAUUCGAUUACGACACAGCUACUUGGCU